GGUGCUUUUUCUAUUAUCGUGUAGUUAAUGCAAUAUCCAAGUAGGAAGUUUUUCCUAGCAAGUAUAAAUCUUUAGAAAAAAGCACAAUCGUUGCAUCGAUUUCCGUGAAACUCUCUCUUUUGCGGAAGAGUUUCGUUUCUUAGAUCUAGUCCGCUGUUUUUUCUUUGUUCUUCAAUCGUUGGUCAAAUCUACUCAAUGAAAGUCCAGGAGUGGGCUGAAUCUAUUCUCUGUCAACGGUGGUGUGGUGUUUUCCCCUCGAUGUGGAUGUGGCUCGGGUCUGUUGGAAGGGAGUUCUACAGCGUUUGUCACACGGUUAUUGACGUUGUGGGUUGCUUCAGUUGCUCCGGCUCAUCCCUUAGUCUUGAGCUCCGCCCACGGCGGAAGUUGGGGGGAUAAAGGAGGGUUCGUUGUUCGCACGGUGGUUAGCUGCAGAUGCUUUGGAUCUUAGAGGGCUGUUGUGGAUUUCGCGUUUAGAGGUUUUGGAUUUGAGUCACCAGCUUCUAGAUCCACUACAAUUUUGCAUCCAUCGAGUCAGAUUGAAUCGUGAUAGCUUAAGAAUUUUUUGGCUGUUCUCGGUUGGGAGAGAGGGGUUACUGCCCAGUGGGUUGGGUUAGUUUUUCAGGAUCCGAUUACGUCGAUGUGCCUAAUUUGAGCGACUAACUUUCCGGGAGAUUUGUGGUGUGUUGGUGCUUCAGAGGGGUGGAUUUGACGAAGAAAACCGGUCUCUUUCAUCGGAGAAUCCCGAUCUCUGGUUGCUACCUCGAAUCGGUCUUUAAUAUGACUUAGGUACGGUAAGCACACCAUCAAACCGAUUAAGACUAAAACUUUGAAAAUUUCUCUUCAACCAAAAACAAUAUGAUCUUUCACAUUCUUCAGCCUGUUUCUAACUUUAAUCUAUGUAUGAAUUGAUUUAUGCAUAUUAUUCAAUAUAUAGUUGUAUCAUAUACAUGAUCUCAGAACACUUGGUCUUGCCCACCCGUGCAAGGCAGAAUGAGGGUUUGGUAUUUUGUGUUUUUUUUAGGAACCCACGGCGCGGGUCAACCCCUAGUGACAGUAUACUCUUUGACAAAAUAUUCUUGGAUUCACCCCUAGGGAUGAACCUAUCAUAUUCACCCUUCUUAUUUAG
Molecule: messenger RNA, 1126 nt
Organism: Arabidopsis thaliana (thale cress)
Lineage: Eukaryota; Viridiplantae; Streptophyta; Magnoliopsida; Brassicales; Brassicaceae
Exons: 1
Coding region: 196-396 (66 amino acids)
Source: RefSeq, marked reviewed